Molecule: messenger RNA, 8202 nt
Organism: Chilo suppressalis (striped riceborer)
Lineage: Eukaryota; Metazoa; Arthropoda; Insecta; Lepidoptera; Crambidae
Source: the annotation of a GenBank genome assembly
GACGAAUACAUUAUACUUAUGCAUUUAAAAUUUAUUGUCCUCAGGUUUAAAGUAUCUCCACUCAGCGCGCAUUUUACAUCGGGACAUCAAACCUGGUAACCUGCUAGUGAACAGCAACUGUGUUCUUAAGAUAUGCGACUUUGGGCUUGCGCGGGUGGAAGAGCCAGACGCCAGCAAGAACAUGACACAAGAAGUGGUAACGCAGUAUUACAGAGCGCCAGAGAUCCUCAUGGGCGCGAACCAUUACACAGCGGCUGUGGACGUGUGGUCAGUGGGUUGCAUCUUCGGCGAGUUGCUCGGGCGACGCAUUCUUUUCCAAGCACAAAGUCCUGUGCAGCAGCUGGAGUUGAUAACGGAGUUACUCGGUACGCCGUCACUGGAGGACAUGCGGCACGCGUGCGCCGGCGCCCGCGCUCACAUGAUGCGGCGCGCGCCACGCCCGCCCGCGCUCGCCGCGCUCUACACGCUGUCCGUGCAGGCCACGCACGAGGCCGUGCAUCUACUGGCGCAGAUGCUAGUGUUCGACCCUUCGAAACGCAUCUCCGUAGUUGACGCGCUCGCCCACCCCUAUUUAGAGGAGGGCCGGCUCCGCUACCACUCGUGCAUGUGCAAGUGUUGCUACAGCGCUCCGCCUGCCGCCCGCCACUACUCGCCCGACCUGGAGCCCCAGGCGCCUCACCCCUUCCACGACGCUUGGGAGAGGAAGCUGUCCUCCGUGCACCAGGUCAAAGAGGAAAUCCACAAGUUCAUAGCGGAACAACUCCAGACAUCGCGAGUGCCUUUGUGCAUCAAUCCGCAAUCGGCCGCGUUCAAGAGCUUCGCAAGCUCCACCGUGGCGCACCCCUCCGAGCUGCCGCCCUCGCCGCACCAGUGGGAAUGACGCGCGACCCCGCCCCACAGACCCCGCCCCGCGCGCUAGGAUACCCCGCGUCACACCUCUAGGAUACACCACGUCACACUGUCACCGGUCACACAGCGACGGCGGCACUAACCGCGCCCAGUCGACACCGCCCCGCCCACUAGGAUACACCUCGUCACUGUUCAACAAACUAGGAUACUCUUAACCAUCCAGCGCGCUAGGAUAUACUACGCCACACCGCCUAGCGCGCAAGGAUACUCUACGCCACUCAGCCUAGACCGCUAGAAUACACUACAAUAAGCAGCCCCGUCCGCUAGACCACACUACGUCACACAACGCUACAUACUCUAAACCACACGCCACCCAUCGACGAAAGCCACGCAGACGCUUCAUGACGGUAUCAAGCCAACAUUGAAAAUUAUUGUGUACGCGGUGGAUAUUAAAGAAAUUACCUUACACUGACUACACUUAUAGAUUUUAUCAGCAAUAUCGAGCAUAACGUCGCUUAAAACAAGCGUGACGCUAUAGAAAACAAAACGGGCGAAUUGAUUGCGAUUUUCAAUUCCAUUGAUUAAGAAAUUAUACACGAUUAAAACUUGGAUGUAGUUCAAACCUAAGCAUCAUGUGGUCAGUUUCUUAACUUAAUCGCGUUUUACGUAAUGUUCAUUGAUAAUUUAUUUGAAAAGUUAUUGUAUUGUACUAAGAUUUACAUUAGAUGGCGCGUCUGGAAUGCCAUAAGAUUUACGCAAACAUGAUUUUUACAAAUUCGCUCUUUCCUUGUGUUUUAAGGGCGUAGAUGCAAACUUAAUCCAAUGUUCUGCUUUCAUCUUAGGUUAAAUUUAGAUCUUUGCAUUUAACAUUUUAAUACUUUAGUAAGUUCAGUAAAGCCUGUUUAGUAAAUAAAUACACUGUUAUUAAAAAAAAACAGACUGAUUACUGUUUUUGUAUCUACGCCUUACAAUAUUUUCAGAAAUAAAUAUAGAGAUAUGGUGGCUCUUAUUUGUUUGUGUGAUAUAAAUUAUCUGUAAAUGUAUAAAGUUCAUGAUGUGUGGUCAUUUUAUUAAGCGGAUAUGCUGUUCUUUUAUUAAACAAACAGUAUAAUGGACGUAUUAAAAAAAAUUAACAGAAAAAAUAUUUUAAUUAUCCUAUUCAAACAAUCUAAAAAUAUAAUUGUUAAAUUUAUAUAAUUCUGUUCUAUUUCAUCUAAUUCAAAUCAUUGUUGAAAAAUGUGAAAUAUGCUUUUUUAAUUGAAUUGACAAAUUUGGCGUUAGUGUAUCAAACAUACAUACUACAUGUAAGUAUUUUUAUAAUAGAUCAAAUCAAAAGCAGACUAUUCAAAGUAAUAUGGUUAAAAUAAUUUCGAUGUUAACAUAUUGCUCACUGCUUUACAAACGGGUGUCUUGUAAAAUCUCAUUAAAAUGUAUACUUGUGUGCAUUUAUAUUAAUGUCAAUACACGGUUAUCUUUAUUUUGCCGCAUAAUAGUGGCUAGAAAAACCUUGGAGCUGCCCAAGGAACCUUAGGCUAAUUUAAAUUUCAACUGACGUGAAGGAACGACGUAAUGCGAUUACAAUCGCGCGUCGAGUCAGUAACUCAACCAAAUAUUUUGUAUUCGUUUCUGAUGUUUACUUAUAGUGUAGUGAGUAGCGACUGUGUCAGUCAGUAGCUUAGUAUAGUUUGUUCGCAUCCUUGGAUUGUAAACGGCGACGAUGUAAGGAAAUGUUUUACGUUGCGGCGCACAAGUCGCGCAAUUGUACAACGAAAACAGUCGCUGACGAGAAAUGAUAAAAGGCGUCUUGUACGAUGCCCGAAAGGAAUGACUCGCUCGCUCCCUCUAACCCUCUGUGCCAUUUUUUAAACUAUUUAACCGCACGGUCAAAAUGGCGGCUAUUAGGAUGACAAUUCAAUAGCUCUGUCAAUAAUGUUUCAGUAAUGGAACAGAGGGCGAGUGGAGUCGGCACACUUAUAAGUAAAAAAAUACGCGUAGUUAAUUUAGGUUUAUGUUCAUUUAUAUUUGCGAUUCCAUGUAAUUGUAACGUAGUCUUCAGUGUGUGCCUGAUUGUGUCUGUAUGAACAUUGCAAGCAAUAAGAGUUGCAAUAUAAUUAAUGAAUAUAAUAUGAUAGGGUCGAUUUUUAUUUACAUGACGAAUUUUUGUUGUUCACUGUUUGUGUUCUUGUGUCGUAAGUAGGGUUGCCAACUUUUUUUCUAUCGAAUAUAGUAUUUUCGAAGCUGUUACCUCUAAAAAUAUAGUAGAUGGCAAAAAGAUGGAAAAAAUAUAGUAUUUGGUUAAAAUAUCUCCUUUAUUUUUAAAAUGAAUAUAUUUUUGCUCUUCCAUGCCUUAAUAAUUAUUUUUUUUAUUUCUAAGAAUGCUUUUACUGGCAAAAAUCUGUUUUAAGCUAAAUAUAUAUAUUAGAAAUAUAGUUUUUGAUUUCCUCUUAUAUUAGGACAUUAUAUUAUAUAGUAGGGUUGGCAACCCUAGUCUAAGUAAGGGCGCGUGCAGACGCUCGUUCAGUACUUAACGAUUGCAGUUGUGUGCGAACACGCGAAUCUCUCGGCGGCCGUCUGCGCGCGGCCUAACAUCUCUGUAACAUACUUAUUGUAAGCUUACUUCUAAACACCAUUGUAUGUAACAUCGACUGAACAUUUUUACAUAGUUAGGUUAGAUAGUUUUAGUAUUAAUGACUUACUAAUUUACUCGGCAAUGAUUAUAAAAGUAUAAUUAAACCUAUAUAAUAUAGAUAUUGUGUACGAGUAAUUUUCACAUACUAUCAAUCAUCGCAGUAGUGAGACAAUUGUAUAGCGACAUGUUGUAAAUGUAAUGGAUGAACAUGCGUAUUUCGUGCAUUUAAUAGUUUAGUUGUUUCGUGUAAGUGGACUUGGGAUGUGUUAGUGUGCGUGAGUACUUUCUAUUGGCUACUAAUUAUUAGAUGACAAAAUUAUAUUAUUGUAACUGUAAUAAUAUGUUCCAAAAUUGAUGUUUUACUUUUAUGUUUAUGUAGGUGUCAAAUGUAUAUUGAUACAUCACAAUAAUCACGCUGCUAACAUUGAUAACUAGAAUAGAAAGACUAUGUGUGAGUGUCAAGAGACGUCGUAGCCUUAAAACUAGUUCAAAACUAUAUAAAUGAUAAAAAAGUUAAAAAAAUGUAAAUAAAUAAAGAAUAGUAUUAUUGUUAGGCCCUAGUAAGGUACGGAUUGUAUGCCGUUGUAGGAAACCCACACAAAGUAGGUUGAACUCCUGUCUCUACUGUUGCAUACCGAACUUAACCAUAGCGAAUAAUACUUCACAUACAAAAUUUUGUCUGUGCUUUCUCCUUUGAAUAGUAAAAUUUAUAAGUAUGUACAUUGUAUAUUGGCACAGAUAUGAUAGUUAUGUAUUAUCUUAUUUCAGACAUAAAAUAGAUUUUUAACUACAUUCUAACAUCACAUAAGUUCUGGUUUGCAACAGUGUGGUUUGGAGGGUUUCGAUGGUACAAAGGAGGCGUGACCGAUGGCGCAUACAUAGACAAUUUCUCGAUUUUAAUCUAAAUUCACCUUUUUUUUGGUUGUGCUUCGUUUCAAAGUUGGAACUACAUGUUUUCAUGUCCCAUAAGUUAAAUUAGUCAAAUGAUAUUAAUAUGCUAACAUAUAAGAACCAAAACCGCGUUGAUGAAUACUUACAUUUCUAAAAUAUUCUCAGUUCAUAUCACACUUUUUAUAGUUCAUUUUGACGACCUCCGUGGCCGAGUGGUUUGUACGCCGGGUUUCAUGGUGUCGCCGACUCGAGAGGUCCUGGGUUCGAAUCCCGCUGGGGGCAGAUGUUUGUGUUCCAUUUGCAUUAGUACUCCAGUCAUGGAUGUUUAAUAUGUAUUUCAUUAUAAAUAUACUUAUAUAUGUGCAGUAUAUGUAUUCUAUCGGUUACCCUAGUAUCCCACAACACAAGCCUUACAGUGCUUACUUUGGGGCUAGGGUAACUGGUGUGAGUGUUGGAAAUAUUUAUUUAUUUAUAUUUAUUUUUAUAGUAUGUACCAAUUAGUACGCUUUAGGAUUGUAAAUAAAGAUUAUAUUGUUUUAUACACGCGUCGUCGGUCCGCGACAGACCCCACCUUGCCUUAUCUCAGAUAACUGUUACUGUGAUCCGCUAAGUGUAAUUAUUGGACUCUGCUACACAAAUGACAGCGUGGGCUGCAAUCAGAUCGGUAUCUUCGAAUGAGGCCUUAAAUGGUUAACAUUAAAACUGCCCCAAUACCUCAUUGACAUGACACCAAUUUUAAAUAAGAAAACCUUUUUUUAAUUCAAAUUUUGGCAUUCAUCGUAGCGCAAAUGCUAAAUGUUUUCUAUAACUGUAUGCCCUUAAAUUGAGCCUUAUGUCUCAUGCAAUAAAGUUCAUAAUACAGAAUGUGCCGAUCCGUUUGCGUCUACCAGCUGUGACUUAACAGUUCGGCCGGCCCCGUGGCCUGUACAUAUAGAAGAGUUAGGUAUUGCAUACGUUUAUUUAGAGACGCUUGCGGCAUCGCUUACUGAGUCAUCACUCCACACGUCCUCGAUACUCUUACUCGAUGUUUGUAAAUAGGGAUGUUAGUAGAAAGUAUUCGAUUUAAUGUAAUCAAGGGCGAGGCCGGAUGUCCCUUCGUGUUAAUGGCACGUUCAAAUAUUAGACGAGGUACGCUUUUGCACCAUAAAACAAUAAUACCGUUUUGAUUAAAUUCUGUGAUAAAUAAAAUAGGAUUACCCGCUACUGUUCUAUAUUUCAAUGUGAUAAAACUUUUUUAUGAAUAGAUUGACGCGUUACAAGAUUAUGGCGUAGUUUCCGUAAGACAAUUUAUGGAUUAUACAUAGUUGACGGUGCCGCAAUAAACUCAACGCUUGCUUUAUUUAGGAGAAAGAUGCAAACUGUCUGUGUAUGCAAAAAUAGCUUUUAGGUGCAUUCCAUUAAAAUUUAAUUUACUUUUAGUUCGCUCCGUCGUUAUUCGCACUUCAUUUGGCUAUUCGUGUUUGCUAUUUGUAGAUUUGACAACAGUCUGUCCUUAUCAUGCUUUUUAUAGAAUGAAAAAGACAAUCUGAUGUCAAAUUCACGAAACACGAAUAGCUAAAGGAAGUACCGGCAUAACGAAGUAUAAAAUUGGAGUUAGUUUUUGUAAUAACUAGUAGCAUCUUUUAUAAUGGUAAUAAAUAUAAUGCUACAGAAGUACGUUUGAAAGUAUAAGCAAAAGUGCAACUAUUAUAAACCUUAUUACUAACUAGAGUUAGUAUACACCCUGGAAAAAAUCCUGAGCAUCGACUAUAGACAAGGAAGCUUGCUCAGUAGCACUUUUAUACACAAAAACGUCAACAGUGCGACAAGGAUGUUUAUGAAUGUGAGCGACAGUUCAGGGGGGUGCCACUGGCUACGUAAAUGACAUACAAAAUAUGACGUUUACAAAGACGGCGGCGUUAGUUCCAAUUUUCGCCACAUUGAUAAAGAUCCUUGUGAGACUAUACUGCGCAAGUGUGUCUGUGGUUUUGCUCAAGAAGUUUGAAGGUACUUAAAUAAGCAAGUGUUGGGUUUACAGUACCCUUAGCACGAACCAAUAUUGAAUUCGAAUAGUUUGCGAGCUAGUAAUGUCAAUGUCAAAUUUUGUGUGGAAUCUUGAACAGCAGCGUCGAUAUGCUGCACAACGUCAACAAAACCUAACAGGCUCAGAAUAUACCUUGUCUCCUUUAACCCAGACAUUGGCAGAAUCGUCACGUAAUUAGGCGCAGCCAUAAUCAUCAAAAAUUUAAUUGAAUUGAACGGCAGCGCCACAACGGACGUUACGAGAACUAAAAAUCAGUACAGGCAGUCCUCAACUUACCUAGUUUCAAUUAACGUCCUUUCAAGUUACCUCGAACAAUGUUUUGACACUAUUCUUCAAACAUACGCCAAUUGUCUCGAUUUCCGGCAUAGAAGAAUUCACUUGUCGCGAGGUCAAUGUCCCUGGGGCCGGCGUCCGUGGGGAUGGCUCGACUUACGUCGUUUCGAUUUACGUCGCGUAUUUCGAGAACCUAACAUGCCGUAAGUACGAGGACUGCCUGUACACAUUUGACGUAUUACGAUCUAGAUCGAAUUCGACUAUUGGAAUUCGAUAUUGGUUCGUGCUAAAGGUACUGCGGCACCGUGUCACCCGCCGGCCGCGCCCUGCGGAGGACGCCCGUUCGCACGCACUCAGUAUUCUUGUCCCUCACGAGCACGCUUCUUAUUUUAUGUAACUGUACGUAUUGCGUUUCCAGACUUUCAGAGAUCUCGUAUAAUUUAAGUUUUAAGUACACGACUGUUCAUUUUACACACAAGUGAUCUUUAGUUGUUAGUACGACACGAUUGUAUUUCGUUCAACUGUACGGCCAGUCAGCCAAGGCUUUCCUUUAUUCCUAAGUUUGUCGCGCGAAUGCUUACAGAAGGGAGGAGCUCGUAAUGUCAUUCGUCACCUAUUAUAUCUCAAUUGUAAAUACUUUAGCGUAAGACUUAGUUUUCGUGUAAACUGUUUAGUCCUUUUUCACUUAGUUUGAGUUCAUUGAUCAAUCCCAAUUUUAAUUUUGUAUUAUACUUAUUUUAAAAUGAUAUAACAAUAUAACAAAAAAAAGUAAAAAAAAAAAUACAAAAAACGAGAAAAUAAUUGUAAUUCAUGUAAUAAAUACUACGGUGAUUUUUAUUUUAACACUUAUUACCAUUUGUAUUGUAUAUAGUAGACAUUUCGUGCACUGAUAGUCGACUUAAGUUACUCUUAAAUUUAGAUUUUAAAAUGACAUGGCUGUAUUCUCCUUAUGCAAUGGCCCAAGACACAGCGUUGAUAAGACUUAUAUGGCAAUGACCUUUAGAGACGUUUUCUGUGUAGCUGGGUUUAGUUUAAUUUCAGUCACAUUGGUUUCCUAGGUUUGAUUAUUUCGAGGACAAAUGCGGCGAACCGUAAACAUAAAUGUAAUAUUGUAAAUAUAAAUGAUACGUGUUUCUGUCGUGUACCCACGGAGUUAGUUGCAUUUUACCAUUGUUGCCAACUGCCAAAAGUAUUGUAAUGGUUUUUUUGUAGCGUUAUGCGCAAUGCGACCACAUUAACAGGAGAAGGCGCAUCGAUAACUUUAACACCGAUUUUAAUUCUCCGAUUCGGUAUAUAAGCCUACAAUCUAUAAAAAAUAUAAUUGGUAAUUAUUGUGAUAAUUUUUACACACUUUUGUACCCUGAUGAUAUAAAUAUUAUGUUGGUGUAGUUUCAUAGACAUGCGAAUGAAAUGUAGAUUUGUUAGCUUUGUCAAUGUCAGCUGCGUCUGGUAAUGUGGUCGUAUGCGCGUAGGACGCGUUGAAACGGCGUAGCUGCUGUGAGACCGCGACACUGUAACAAUAAAAUACUGCAUAAUU